Messenger RNA from Prionailurus viverrinus (fishing cat), 3646 nucleotides. It is a transcript of the gene CUZD1, whose product is annotated as CUB and zona pellucida like domains 1. Lineage: Eukaryota; Metazoa; Chordata; Mammalia; Carnivora; Felidae. Bases 1441 to 3264 code for a protein of 607 amino acids. The record is from RefSeq and is a predicted model, not a curated record. The transcript has 9 exons. Gene Ontology annotation, cellular component: cell surface.
GUACUGUGCCCUGCCCAGGAACCCCAGUGUCCUAGAGCCAAGCAAGGGUCUCUGGGCUGCAGGACAGUGAGAACAACAUGGAAAGUUGAGGGCACCUGGGAAGGGUUUCAAGCUAUAAGUUCAGUCUGUAUCCACCAUUACCUCCACAGAGCUGCUGGUCAUCGUUUUCCUGCUCAAAAAAGUUUCAUCUGAACUUAGAAUAAAAUCCAAAUGCCUCAUCUGACCUACACAUCCUUCAUUAUUGGACCAUUACCUGCCUCACCUUAACUUACAUUCUACUCCCCUCCCCUUUACUCACCUCUGCCACACUGGCCUGCCUUCCCUUAUUAUGUAGACAUGGCCAACUGAUUCCCGCCCCGGGGCCUUUGCACUUGCCCAUUGUUUUGCCUAAAAUGCAUCCCUUAAGCCCACAUGACACAUACAUGCCUCUGUCUUUCUGUGUUUGCUCACCUUUCAUUUUCUCAAUUGCACCCCAAUAUCGCAUCCUCCCUGCACUCUAUCCCAUCACCCUGUUUAUUAUGUUCAUAGUACCUCUCACUAUUUGUAAUUUACUUUGUUUGUUGUCUGUCUCCUCCACUUAGAGAAUAAGUUCCAUGAGGGCAGGGACUGCUUUUCUCACGUUCAAUUAUGAAUCCCCAGGCCCUAGAGCAGUAGCCAACAAAUAAUUGUUGAAUAAAUGAAUGAAUGAAAACAGGGAAGACCCAUAUACAAGCUCCUUGUGAGCACAACUUCCUGAUGUCACAGGCACUGGCCUUGCCACUGCAGCACCCAUCUCACCUUGGACAACAGGAUUCCUUUCUGUCAUUUGUAAAACAGUGCCAAGGGGACUUUAAUUCACCUGCUUCAGCCUCUCUGGACAUAACGGUUAGAGUUCCUGAAGCCAAACCUGCACCUGUACUUUCUUUUUGCUCCCCACCCUGUACCAGCUCUUCCUCUCCCUCUGUGUCAGCACCCCAGCAGGCGUCAGAGUGACCUAGCUGGACCCACACUUUGCCCAGGUGCCACCCACCUCCCCCAGCUGAUCCUUUGACUUCAAUUGGAGGAGAAGAGCGGUGAAGGCUUACGAUAUCAGCGGUGCUACCUGCUUUGUGAUCUGAACAAAUAACAGGGCGAAGGCUCAACUCUAACUCGGUGCCGUGAUGAAUUACUCAGUGCCUGCUGCAGGCCGGGGGCUGGAGAUCCCCUGCGAGGAAGUUUUUAGCUGGGAACUUUCUGUAAGCUUUCCAGGAAUGAGCCGGAGAGGGAACACUCAAGUUGGGGGCUUGCUGAUAAUACACCAGUCACACAGCUGCUCCAUUCCCACAUAAAUUUAGUCCUUGGCUGGUCACACUGACACAUUUCCCUGAAGGUGGCCAGAGGGCUCAUGCAGCCAGCCGGUUAUGAAACACCGAGAAGUAUAAAAGCCUGCUAGCCCUCUGGGCUGUUUUUCCCCUGACAGAGAUGGAAGCUGUGAGCAGGCUUGUCCCCUUGGCCCUUUUCAUGGUGCCGUGUUUGGCAGAGUUCAACUGGACCCAGUCUGAAGGCAAAUCUAGCUGCCGGGCCACCGUGGGAGGCACCAGCCAAUCGGAUGCCCAUAGAGCCCUAAUCCUGCAACUCAAUCCCAAUGAGGACUGCACCUGGACACUAGAAAAACCAGAAAACAAAAGCAUCAGAAUCAUUUUUUCCCACUUCCAGCUGGAUCCCAGUGGAGGGUGUAAAAAUGAAAACAUUAAAGUUUUUGAUGGAAACUCUACCAAGGGGUCUCUGCUCGGGAAAGUCUGCAGUAAACAUGACUACGUUCCUGUUUUUGAGUCAUCAUCCGAUACGUUAACAGUUCAAAUAGUCACCGAUUCCGUAAGAAUGCAAAGAACUGUCUUCAUCUUCUACUACUACUUCUCACCCGGCACCUCUAUUCCAAACUGUGGUGGUUACUUGGAUGCCUCCGAAGGAUCAUUUACCAGCCCCAAUUACCCAAAUCCACAUCCUGCACUGGCUUAUUGCGUGUGGCACAUACAAGUGGAGAAAGGUUACAAGAUAAAAUUACACUUCAAAGACAUUUUCAUAGAAGUGGACGAAUACUGCAGAUUUGACUUCAUUGCCGUUUAUGAUGGCUCCUCCACCACCUCUGGCCUGCUUGGACAAGUGUGUGGCUACGUGAAGCCCACCUUUGAAUCCUCGUCGAACUCGCUGACUGUUGUGCUAUCUACAGAUUACGCCAACUCCUACCGAGGCUUCACUGCUUCCUACACUUCAGUUUACGCGGGAAACGUCAACACUACAUCCUUAACUUGCUCCUCAGACAAGAUGAGAGUUAUCAUUAGUAAAUCCUACCUGGGAUUAUUAAAAUAUAGCGAGAAUAACUUACAACUAAAUGACCCAACUUGCAGACCAAAGAUAUCAAAUGUGGUGGAAUUUUCUAUUCCUCUGGAUGGAUGCGGUACAGUCAAAAAGGUAGAAGAUCAUUCAAUUACUUACACCAACAUAAUCACUCUCAUUCCGUCCUCCGCAUCGGAAGUGAUCACCCGCCAGAAACAUCUCCAGAUUGUUCUGAAGUGUGAAAUGGAACGUAAUUCUACUGUGGAGAUGAUGUACAUAACAGAAGAUGACAUAAUACAAAAUCAAAAUGUGCUGGGCAAAUAUAACACAAGCAUGGCUCUUUUUGAAUCCAAUUCAUUUGAAAAGCCUCUGCUGUCACCAUAUUAUGUGGAUUUGAACCAAACUCUUUUUGUUCAAGUCAGCGUCCACACCUCGGAUCCAGAUUUGGUGGUUUUUCUUGAUACCUGUAUUGCCUCUCCCACAUCUGACUUUGCAUCCCCAACCUAUGACCUCAUCAAGAGUGGAUGUAGUCGAGAUGAGACUUGUGAGGUGUAUCCGUUUUCUGGACACUAUGGAAGAUUCCAAUUUAAUGCCUUUAAAUUCUUGAGAAAUCUGGGCUCCGUGUAUCUACAGUGUAAGAUUUUGAUAUGUGACAGUAGUGACCAUCAGUCUCGCUGCAACCAAGGCUGUGUCUCUAGAAGGAAACGAGACAUUUCUUCAUACAAAUGGAAGGCGGAUUCUGUCAUAGGACCUAUUCGUCUGAAAAGGGAUCAAAGUGCAAGUGGAAAUUCAGGAUUUCAGUAUCAAAUACAUGGAGAAGAAACUCAGAAUCAACCUUUCAACAGUCUGCAACUAUGUUUAUUCGUGGCCCUUGCUCUGAAUGUAGUGAUUGUGGCUACGAUCACAGCAAGGCAUUUUGUGAAGCAGAGAACAGACUACAAGUACCAGAAGCUGCAGAAUAUGAACUAAUGGGUUCAGCCUUAAGUGAGACACGUUUCUCCUGAACACCAAAGGAAAUGGUACCCAUUAUGAAUAAAUUAGGGAGAGCCUCAUAAGAGUGAUGCACAGGUCUUGCUGUCAUUGUGGUCAGUGUGCUGCCUUGCAGGGUGGUUGAAAUGAGCGAACAUUAUGUAAGUUAGGUCUCAUGGUAAAGACCUGAAGCCACCAAAAUAUUAAAUGAAUUGAAAGCAUCCUUUUUCACAAAGCAUUUUCAGUAAAUAAUUAGGUGAAAGGAAAAAAAAAAGACGUAAGUCUUCAGCAUUAGAUGUAUUUAUUUUCUAGAUGCAAAUGUGUUACCUUUUGAAACAUAUAUGAACGUUAUAAUUUCUGAAACGAAGUGUGACAAAGAGAA